UUGAAUACUAUACAAGCCUCCUUUUAUUCUCGCUGUUGUAUUCAACUAACAGCUCACUGGCUAAGUUUUAAUUGCUUCCAAUGAGGUCAGCAAAGGUAUUUAUCGAAAAGCCCUGAAUAAAAGGCUCACACAUACACACACAAGCACACACGCGCUCACACACAGAGAGAAAAUCCUCCUGCCUGUUGAUUUAUGGAAACAAUUAUGAUUCUGCUGGAGAACUUUUCAGCUGAGAAGUAGUUUGUAGCUACAGUAGAAAGGCUCAAGUUGCACAAGGCAGACAACAGACAUGGAAUUCUUAUAUAUCCAGCUGUUAUCAACAAAACAAAAGUCAAAUAGCAAACAGCGUCACAGCAACUGAACUUACUACGAACUGUUUUUAUGAGGAUUUAUCAACAGAGUUAUUUAAGGAGGAAUCCUGUGUUGUUAUCAGGAACUAAAAGGAUAAGGCUAACAAUUUGGAAAGAGCAACUACUCUUUCUUAAAUCAAUCUACAAUUCACAGAUAGAAAGAGGUCAAUGACCUAGACGUAACAAUCAACUCAAGAUUCAAUUUUCAUUAUGUUAUUCAUGAACACCCGGAGCACUACACUAUAAUGCACAAAUGGAUACUGACAUGGAUCCUGCCAACUUUGCUCUACAGAUCGUGCUUUCACAUUAUCUGUCUAGUGGGUACUAUAUCUUUAGCUUGCAAUGACAUGACUCCAGAGCAAAUGGCUACAAAUGUGAACUGUUCCAGCCCUGAGCGACACACAAGAAGUUAUGAUUACAUGGAAGGAGGGGAUAUAAGAGUGAGAAGACUCUUCUGUCGAACACAGUGGUACCUGAGGAUUGAUAAAAGAGGCAAAGUAAAAGGGACCCAAGAGAUGAAGAAUAAUUACAAUAUCAUGGAAAUCAGGACAGUGGCAGUUGGGAUUGUGGCAAUCAAAGGGGUGGAAAGUGAAUUCUAUCUUGCAAUGAACAAGGAAGGAAAACUCUAUGCAAAGAAAGAAUGCAAUGAAGAUUGUAACUUCAAAGAACUAAUUCUGGAAAACCAUUACAAUACAUAUGCAUCAGCUAAAUGGACACACAAUGGAGGGGAAAUGUUUGUUGCCUUAAAUCAAAAGGGGAUUCCUGUAAGAGGAAAAAAAACAAAGAAAGAACAAAAAACAGCCCACUUUCUUCCUAUGGCAAUAACUUAAUUGCCUAUGGUAUAUAAAGAACCAGUUCCAGCAGGGAGAUUUCCUUAAGUGGACUGUUUUCUUUCUUCUCAAAAUUUUCUUCCCUUUUAUUUUUUAGUAAUCAAGAAAGGCUGGAAAACUACUGAAAAACUGAUCAAGCUGGACUUGUGCAUUUAUGUUUGUUUUAAGACACUGCAUUAAAGAAAGAUUUGAAAAGUAUACACAAAAAUCAGAUUUAGUAACUAAAGGUUGUAAAAAAUUGUAAAACUGGUUGUACAAUCGUGAUGUUAGUAAUAGUAAUUUUUUUCUUAAAUUAAUUUACGCUUAAGAGUAUGUUAGAUUUGAUUAUCUGAUAAUGAUUAUUUAAAUAUUCCUAUCUGCUUAUAAAAUGGCUGCUAUAAUAAUAAUAAUGCAGAUGAUGUUAUAUAAGGUAUAUCAGACCUACAGGCUGCUGGCAGGAUUUGUCAGAUAAUCAAGCCACACUAACUAUGGAAAAUGAGCAGCAUUUUAAGUGCUUUCUAGUGAAAAAUUAUAAUCUACUUAAACUCGAAUCAGAAAAAAAGAAUAUUCUCAAAAAAAUCUAUUAUGAAAGUCAAUAAAAUAGAUAAUUUAACAAAAGUACAGGAUUAGAACAUGCUUAUACCUAUUAACAAGAACAAAAUUUCGAGUGCUGCUCAAGUGGAAAGGGUAUUGCUAAAAGGAUGUUUCCAAAAAUCUUGUAUAUAAGAUAGCAACAGUGAUUGAUGAUGACACUGUACUUCAUCUUUCUUGCCACAAAAUAACAUUUUAUAAUUCCUCAAAGUAAAAUUGAAAAAUCUUUAAGUUUUUUUCAAGUAACAUAAUCUAUCUUUGUAUAAUUCAUAUUUGGGAAUAUGGCUUUUAAUAAUGUUCUUCCCACAAAUAAUCAUGCUUUUUUCCUGUGGUUACAGCAUUAAACUCUAUUUUAAGUUGUUUUUGAA
Messenger RNA from Pongo pygmaeus (Bornean orangutan), 2118 nucleotides. RefSeq names its product fibroblast growth factor 7 (gene FGF7). The coding region runs from base 596 to 1180 and encodes 194 amino acids. The record is from RefSeq and is a predicted model, not a curated record. Gene Ontology annotation, molecular function: growth factor activity. NCBI's taxonomy places the organism in Eukaryota, Metazoa, Chordata, Mammalia, Primates, Hominidae. The transcript is spliced from 4 exons.